UACCCCAUGUUAAAUCAACCAGUAUUCAUAUUUGUUUUUGUGUGUAGCGGACUUCUCAGCUUCUUUAUUCUGGUGGUUCAAUUGCUGGUGCUCAUAUCACCUUGCGUUGAAACUACUGAUGAGGCGAAUAAAACGCUGAAGAUUAUUUGCAUGAUCAACAUGGAGAACAUCCCACUUGCUAUAAGAGAACGUUUGGAAGCAUUCACACUGAUUAAUCGCAGAAGCGUUGAGUUCUGUGCGUGUGGCCUGUUUGAACUGAACCCAACCCUUAUCACUUCGCUGGCAGGUACCGUGGCAACUUAUCUGGUGAUACUUAUUCAAAUUAAACCUGAUGAAGAGUAUUAAAAAUCCUCACCAUGCCAUUUCGUGACAUGACAACUCCAUAAUACGAGAAUCCAUUCUUCUCUACAAAUUCUCCAGCACCUAUGGAACUUAAGGCGGGAUGCACACCGGAGAAACGCAUUUCGUGAAGCCCUCUUUCAUGAAACUUGUU
Nilaparvata lugens (brown planthopper) is the source of this 493-nucleotide messenger RNA. Its product is annotated as gustatory receptor for sugar taste 43a-like. The transcript is spliced from 4 exons. The coding region runs from base 7 to 345 and encodes 112 amino acids. Lineage: Eukaryota; Metazoa; Arthropoda; Insecta; Hemiptera; Delphacidae. Gene Ontology annotation, cellular component: dendrite; axon; membrane. The record is from RefSeq and is a predicted model, not a curated record. Gene Ontology annotation, biological process: sensory perception of taste.